UGCGUGAGUUAUGUGUGUACGGGCGUCAGAGCCAAGACACUGACUGCUAACUGUUUGCUCCUCUCCACAGGGCAACAUCUGUUCGUGAUGUCGAUGCUGAGACACAAACCAACUUGGAACUAAGACAAGGGAACCACGUCACACACAACAUGGUGGAUGCAAGGUUGACGCCGCUGUCAGCGAUGGGGUUGGACCGAGGGAGUCUGAUCCAUGACGGUCUCCGUCUCCAUGGUGGGGUCGUAUACCCAGGCAUCAGAGCACUGCCAGCGGACAAGAGUCGAGAGACGCCCGCCCACACCCUCACUUAUAACCGGGAUGGUCUCCCAGAGCUCAUCUAUAAACCUGAUGGCCCCUUGGACAGUCGUAAGCCCACUAAUGGAUACCUGGGCCUGUACAAGGGCACUCCUCCAGGCCUCCACAAACCGUUGCUGCUUCAUGGCGCUGAAGGCCUCGGCUUGGAACGCAGAUUAGGGCCGGGAGAAAAGGCCUCUGAACUGGGCUUGGCGGGGGCUGGUGGCAGCUACCUGCGCCUGCCUUGGCUCAGCCCCUAUCCUGAAGCCAGCAUGUAUCCCUUCAUGGACACAUCCAAGUACGCAGCUCUAAACAUGUACAAAGCCUCCUUGCUUAGCCAGCCUAACCCCUAUCUUGCCCAGCACCUGGCAUACCCAUCUCUGUGUGCAUCCCAGGGGGGCAAUGUUAACCCUGCUGCUGCCGUGUCCGCUGCUGAGAGGCUCUACUACAUGCCCCCCUAUCCUCCUUCCCCUAUCUCUUCCCCCUUGGUGGCGCCCCCUAUGAGGAUUCCUACUGUGACAGUGGCCCCCACACCCAUGGUUCACUGUCAGGACAAGGGGCUUGCUGUUGCAUCUCAGUUUACACAGCAACUACACCAGCCUUCCCCUCAUCCGCAGCAUCAUCAGGCUGCCAUGGACAGAGACCGGUCGCCUAGCCGAGGCAGCAGACCAAGCAGACCUCCCUCCAGGAAGGGCUCUAGCAACAACAGUAACACUACUGGCACUAAUAGUGGGAAUAAUAAUAAUAGUCAGCCGUCCGAUUCUUCUCCUCAUGCAUCCUCUCGCCUUCCCCAGCCUCCCCCUCCUCCUGCCCUUAUUGACAACUCACUGGAUUUACAACGCCCAGUUGCUCGAAUAGGACACCCACCCACCUCUUCCACCUCUUCAAUAUCUGUCUCGUCCUCAUCCGCGCAGUCCAUUCCUCAUCCAUUUUCUGUAAGCAGCAUGGCAUCAGAGCAGCCCUCUCCUGCCCGGUCCAGCUCCCAUAAGUCAAGGCCAAGAGAUGGGGCACCUGAGCACAGAAAUGCAGGGGUUGAGCGGAGACCCAGCAGGUCACCCUCCAAACCCAAUUUUGAGAGGCCAGCUCACCAACCUCAAGCAACCAAAGACUCUGCAGAGAAGCCCUUGGAUUUGUCUGGAAGAUUGCUGGAGUUUGGGUUGCCUCCCAAUGGAUAUCCAGUCAAGAUGGACGCUUUAGGAUCCGGCCCACGUUAUGGACUGCCCCCUAGCCGAGAGCUCUUAAAGGACAAAAAACUAUCCCUCUCUCCUUCCUCCCACCCACACUCUGUGGUCAGCAGCACUUCUACUAAGGUCCCAGAAAGGCCAGAAAUGAUAAGCACUUUACACUCUUCUUGGGUUGUACCUAGCCCAUCUCCAUCCCGAACACAGCACACACCAGGCUUGCCCCCCUCCCCAAGGCCUAACACAGACCUGGGCCUUUCUCAAGCCAAAGGCUCCUCCCCCUCUGUCAUUAAACACAAGGGUCUUGAGAGAGUACUCCCUCAGCAACGUAGCUCGUCCUGUCCAAGGACAGGGGAGUCCAACCUAAAUGUCUCCUCCACUCAACACUCCUCUCUAGUCAGCAACAGGGCUCCUUCUCCAAAGCCCAACGGCGAGUGGGUCAAACACAGUCCUAGCCAGUCAGAACACCAAGGCCACCACAGAGAGGGAACAGAGAAGUCCUCCCAGACCACUAAGAGAGGUGAAACAACUCCAGAACUGUCAUCGUACAAGAGGCCCUGUUUAGAGAAUGGUCACACCCCAGGCCACCUUUACCUUCCUCAAAGUGACGCUUACCUGAACCACAGUUUGGCCUAUGCCAAUAGAUACUUGCACUACCCCAUCCCCGAUGGCAUGGCACUACACUCCUUGCCAAUUGCAGGGAAAGGCCCAGUCUAUCCUCACCCAGUAUUGCUGGGCAGCAACAGCCUUUACCCAACCCAUUUGGCAGCGAAACACCCUUUACCCUACCACAACCUCGCAGCUGGUGCAGGAGGGGAAUACCUCACUUAUAACUCACAGGAGAUGGCCCAUCCCCUGAUGCAAACACACUCAGACAAGCUGGCAGAAAGGGGAGAUGCAACCUUGAAGCCCCGGGGACAGGAGAAAUCCCGGGGGAUUGUUGAAGAAUGCGUGGGACACAAAGAUCACAGCGUUGGGAAAGAGAAUGGCAAAGGAAGCCAAAUUAAGUCUGAUAGGGAAGCAGGAGGACAAGGACAUGGUGGCAAUCAAAGCAAACACCCCUCUUCUUCUGGAACAUCCAGAGAAAAGAUUGUCUGCAUUGACCUUGUACACUCAGACACAGAUAUUGAGUCUUCCCCAACAGUCAACAAACAGCCUUCUGCUGAAAACAUCAGCAAGGUUAACCAAAAUGAAUGUUGUCAUAGUAACCAAAAUUUGACAAAGACUGAGUACGAGCCAAAACACCAACACCGCCUUUCCCAUCCUUAUCCGAUCCACUCUGGGCACAGCCCAACCCUGAAGUCCAAUCACACCGAAAGACAGCCAGAUACUCCCUUUGGGAAACCAAAGACUUUGCAGGACAUGGGCGGUCCCGGGGCGAAGUCCAGCACAUUUCCGACCUCUCCAGGGAAUUUCGCCCAAGCCGAGCAUAGCCCAGAGGUGCGGAGUCCCAGCCCAGACCCUGACGACCAAGACCAGAGCACUUUGCGCUGUGCCCGGACAUCUGGGGAGCGCAGCUCUGGUAAGGACAAACGGGAAAGAGACAGUCGAGCUCCUCGCGUGUCUCAGCAUUGCACCGAUGUGGUGAAGGAGGAGAGAACGUGUGAGGGGGAGACCGAAAAGGAAGACAGUAUUGUUGACCUAGGGGAGUCUCAAGGAGAAGGGGACGACGAUGACGACGACGACGACGACGACUACUACGAAGUCGAUGGCCUGACGUCCCCUAAAGGCUCUCGCAGAUCCAGUCUGGCCAAGAGGAUUGCUAACUCCUCAGGCUACGUUGGAGACCGCUUUAAAUGUGUUACUACUGAGCUGUAUGCUGACUCCAGCAAGCUGAGCCGUGAACAGAGAGCCCUGCAAAUGGAAGUCAUAUCACGAGAGGGGAGUAAUAUAAGUCAACCUGCAGCUAACUGGGAGCGGGCAAUGAUGCGGUUCUCGGAGCUGGAGCUGAAAGAGAAAGAGGGCGGCGGUGUGUGCGUGUCUGCCUCGAGCGCAGCGGCAGCAGGACGGGAGCUGGCAGACGGCCAGCGGAGAGAGCGAGUGCUGGAACACUGCCAACACACCACCAGGCCGGGAGAGAGGGGAGGGUCUGUAUUUGCAGACGAGCGAGAGCAGCCGGUCCCUGAAGACGACGACGACGACGAGGUCCGGAAGCUCAAAGUCUGCAUCGAGCUGAAGGGGCUGCGGCUCAGCAAGCCCGCUGCCGGCGCCGCCUCUCCCGACGGGCCCCUGAUCAAACAGGAGAGGGCGUGGGCCCUGCCGCGGCUGGCGGCCCCGUUCCAGAGCCAGCGGGAUCGCAAGAUCCGGCCCGGCGAGCCGGACGCCGCGGCGGCCCACAGAGCCGAGAUCAACAGGAAAUGGGGCUGCGAGAAGCUGCUUAAUGGUAAGAAUGAGCCGUCAGCAGAGUUCAUCUCGGGUAACGGAAAUCUAUCCUUGGCUCACCCCUCCCACAGGAACUGUAAAGCGGAAGGCCUGUUUGCGUGCGCGUCUGUCCCGCUCAGGCUUGCGCGUUUGGUCUGGCUCCCCCCCCCCUCUAAACCCCUCCCUCCCUCUGUGUUGGCUGCCUCUCUUCAGGAGGUGGUGCUGUACUGUCUGGAGAACCGAGUCUGCGAGGUGAAUCACCGGGACUACGCCGGCUACUGCGCUCUCCACGAGGCGUGCGCCCGCGGCUGGCUCACCAUCGUCCAGCACCUGCUGGACUACGGGGCCGACAUCAACUGCAGCGCGCAGGACGGCACCAGGCCGAUUCACGACGCCGUGGAGAACGACCACCUGGACGUCGUGCGCGUCUUGCUGUCCUACGGCGCCGACCCCACCCUGGCCACGUACUCUGGCCGCGGGCUGCUGAAGAUGACCCACAGCGACGGCAUGGAGCGCUUCCUCUCCGAUUAUUUUUCCGACCUUCAGGGGCGCGCCGAUGACGACCCGGGGCUUUAUUGGGAGUUCUAUGGCAGCGCCGUGUGUGAGUUGAGCGAGGAGGGCGGUGUCUAUGACAUCCUGGCCGAUGCCCCGGGCCCGGAGGACGAGGAAGAGGACGACAAAAGAGAGGUGUUCGAGUUUGAGUUCUCUGACCGACCUCUGCUGCCGUGCUACAACAUCCAGGUGUCCCUCUCUCAGGGGCCGAGGAACUGGCUGCUUCUGUCCGACGUCCUGCGCCGAAUGCGGAUGUCGGGUCGCGGCUUCCGAACGGCGUUCCCCCACAUGGAGGUGGUGACGGUGGCCGAGGCCGAGUUCUACCGACAGGCCUCCCUGUCGCAGCUCUUCUCCUGCCCGGAGGAGCUGGAGGGCUUCCACGCGGACAGCAAGGACCUGCUGGACCUGGUGGAGGACAGCGGCGAGCUGGCCGCCCUGCUGGGCUCCACGCUGGAGUGUCUGGACGACCGCUGGGACCGCCGUGGGGACAGGCUGAAGGACAAAAUCAAGGCCAUCCACAAGGUGGGCUCGUCCUGACCCCCCGGCGCCGGCAAAAACAGGACCCUUGAUCCUUGAUCCACCGGCUGCAGUCUGCCGCAGAAGCACCCGGCGGCCGCGAUGACGCGCCUCGCGCUCCGGCCCGCUCUGGACCAGCACUGUACAGAUGGACCGACCUGCUGGCUGAUCGGGCUGCGGAAACGUGGUCCUCUGUUAACGGAGGACCAACACAUUAGUGACUGAAUAGACUUGAUAAUGGUCUUAUUUUUCUAAAUUAAUAUAUGUAUAAAUAAUAAAUAAAUAAAUAUAAAUAUAUAUAUAUAUAAAUAAAUAAAAUAUCAAGCUUUUCUUUUGGAUGUUGCUCACGACUCCUCUGAAAGAUUUUGUACAGCAACAGAGUGCGGUGGUGUUGUCGGCGAGCGUGCAGCACAUCGUGCAUGCGUGCGUCUGUACAGGAUAGUACUGGGACUGUGCUAUUGAAUGUGGUAUUUGUGUUUAUAGAAAGCACAUGAUGUCCUGUUUUUUUCUUUCCCCUCCUCAGACUUCAGCGCUGGCUUGAGCCUCAGGGGCCGUUCUGUUGUAUCUUCUUUAGGUUCCAGUUUUGCUUCCUGUUAAGUCUGUAAUUUAACAUGCAAAACUACUCUACUGUUUGUAUAAUAAAGUUUUAAGAUAAUGUUGAUAUUUACCCUUCGGCACAGAGCUUGUAUAUAACAGGGAGGCUACUGCAGUAAAGUAUUCUUUUCUUUUUUGUGUUCAUUUUUUGUUUCAACUUUGUAAUUAAAUAUCUCAUAAUUUGUAUUUAUAUUUUACAAAAGAAGUUGCUUUAAAAUAAAUAUACAAACUGCAAGAUGA
Gasterosteus aculeatus aculeatus (three-spined stickleback) is the source of this 5735-nucleotide messenger RNA. NCBI's taxonomy places the organism in Eukaryota, Metazoa, Chordata, Actinopteri, Perciformes, Gasterosteidae. The record is from RefSeq and is a predicted model, not a curated record.